Annulohypoxylon truncatum is the source of this 2361-nucleotide messenger RNA. Its product is annotated as beta-lactamase-like protein. The record is from RefSeq and is a predicted model, not a curated record. The transcript has a single exon. Lineage: Eukaryota; Fungi; Ascomycota; Sordariomycetes; Xylariales; Hypoxylaceae. Bases 457 to 1626 code for a protein of 389 amino acids.
GUACCCAAGAAGUCCUAUACAGUAUGUCCGAUAACUCCAAGGCGCAUUUGAGUAGUAUUAGCUGAGCCAACCUGCAUUAACAAUGCCUAGUAGGUAAGGUGCUAACAUAGGUGAGUGGUUGGCGUGAUGCAGAUCGACCUAUACCUUGUGCGGGACUCGUUACCAUCGCCACCCGAUCGGGACUAGGUAAGUAACGUGUGAGGUAAUCAAGGCCGAGAAGUGCACGAAAGCGAUCCGAUAUGCUGCGUCGACGGUGCUUGACUUGUCCCGUGCUGACAAUUACCUAGGUAGGUAUUGUUAGGGGUCUGGGCAUCAUACAAUAACCCAUGUUAGAACUGCGGAGUAUAAAAACACUCAAAUGAGCUUGAAAAGGGCGAAGUCAAGAAAUUCAAACCUAGGUAGACUCGCGCAAUUAUUGAAAUAUCAUCAGUACCUGGGCAAAUAAUAAUAAUAAUCAUGGCGAAAGCUCCGGAUCUAAACAUCCCCGCCUCGACGUCCAUCGUGGAUGUCUCCAUCAUAAACACGGAGCAGACCAUUCGUGGGCUUCAUCCUGGGCGAUUUAUCUCGCCUGCGGUCCCCGGACAUGAUUACCUGGCAGCGCCGAUAUACUCCUUCUUAAUUAAACAUCCAGUUCAGAACCGGUCGAUGGUCUUUGAUCUCGGCCUCAGGAAAGAUAUCUGGAAUUGGCCUCCUGUUCUCGUGGAGGAAUUCAAGAAUGUCAAUGUCAACAUCAUCGUACCCAGACAUGUACGAGAGAUCUUGGAUGAUAAUGGUGUCGAUACCAAAAGCCUCGAGGCCGUCAUAUGGUCUCAUGCGCACCUGGACCAUACGGGAGACCCGACGACCUUCGAACCUCAUACGAAGCUGAUCGUGGGACCCGGAGUCAAGACCAAAGUCUUCCCGGGAUAUCCGGCAAACCCUGAGUCCAGAUUCCUUCUCGAGGCCGACUAUGCAGGCCGAGAAGUUCAUGAAUUGGACUUCAGCAAUUCGCCAAUCAAGAUCGGGAAAUUUCCCGCCAUCGACUACUUCGGCGACGGGUCGUUUUACUUCCUCGAUUCCCCAGGGCAUUGCAUCGGCCAUAUAUGCGGUUUGGCGCGCGUGACCAGUAAUCCGGACAGCUUCAUCUUGAUGGGAGGCGACAUCAUCCAUCAUGGUGGCGAACUCAGACCGCACCACUAUCACCCGCUGCCAGAUCAGAUCUCGCCUCACCCCUUCGACCCGGUAGCACCGACGCCGUGCCCUGGCGAAAUAUUCGAGAAGGUUCUGCGCGACGGCAAAGAGCAGCCGAUUUACGUCCCUUCUGCCACCUCCCCGAACGACCAGCCCACUGUCCACGAGAACGUAGAAGAAGCAAUCGAGAGUAUCAGGAAGCUUCAGGAGGUCGAUGCGUACGACAAUAUCCUCGUCGUUCCGGCUCACGAGCAGUACCUGCUAGGUGUGGCAGAUUUCUUCCCUAAGCCUGCGAACGACUUCAUGAAGAAAGGAUGGGUCAAGAAAGUCAGAUGGGGUUUCCUGGCGGACUUCGCUAAAGCUGUUGGUUAUGAGGCCAAGGUGGAAAACGCAGAUGAUUAUGGUCCGCUGCCCGAAGGCCAGUAUGAGAAUAAGUUGCUGAGUGGAGGGAAGUGAUAAUUGUAUAAGGUUGCGGUGUUGGGAUAGGUACCUAACAUGAGUAAUCUCAUCUCACAUGUCCAGCAAGGUACUCGCUGCUUAUAGCUGUCCCUGUAGGUAGUAGGAGGUCCAAUAGGAUGAGUUUGGAAUAUUCUCCUCGGAUCUUCAUUUUAUAAUCUGAUGCAUGUCUUAUUUGCCUAUCUCAGUGAACACUAGGUAUUGUUACGGUAGGUACUGCAUGUACUGGAAACUUCUGAGCCCUCUUAGGUAUAUUCUCUCACAUGCUCAUUCACAGCCCCUGGACUUGGGGCCACGAAGCCUGGUUCCAGAGUCACCCAGAUCAAUCACACUCAUUGGUCACCUUUCUGUCUAAGCAACGGCGACCCCCUUGGAUAAGAUGAUGGUAAGUGGAUGCUUUGCCAGCUUCUAUGCGCCUCCUGCCUCAGACCGGUGAAGGGUAUAUGGCCUACCUUGCCAGCCAUCAUCACCUCCAUCGUGUAUAUCUUCCCCACCAGAACUUACACCGGCCCUACUACGGGGCAAGCAGCGUGAUAUAGGACAUAAGUGGCGAGAGACAGCUCUCACACUGGGACCACUGCAUCAAACCACCAUGCCAGUACGUGACAUGUGAUGCCGAGACAACAGUCGUAACGCACAACUGCCAGGUUUGAGCACCUCGACAGGUCUAUACCUACCUACCCAUCAGCCCAUUCACAGGAAUCUGCAUCGCUGCUCUGACUGGCACUCCCCUUU